Molecule: messenger RNA, 1659 nt
Organism: Pipistrellus kuhlii (Kuhl's pipistrelle)
Lineage: Eukaryota; Metazoa; Chordata; Mammalia; Chiroptera; Vespertilionidae
Gene: MXRA7
Product: matrix remodeling associated 7
Exons: 4
Coding region: 58-534 (158 amino acids)
Source: RefSeq, a predicted model, not a curated record
UCCUAAGCGAGUGCAGUGAGAGGCAGACCGACCCCACAGCAUCGGGACUGGUUCUGAAUGUGCGUCCACCCCUUCCGGUUUGGCCGAGAGAGGACGAGAGAGGACCCGAGUGCUGAGCCGCGCCUCCCCUCGGCCCACGUCCGCCGGCGCGGGAGGUCAGGGCGGCCGCAGGGUGUGGAGGUGCUGCGAUCCCCCGCCUUGGGGGGAGAGAACGGAGAAGAAUACGGUGUGGGUGUGGGAGGGGUUUGCUGGCCGUUCCGCACUCAAGUCUGUACUCCCUCCCGGGAAUCGGUGAGACCAGCCCAGAGCCAUCCUGCACAGGCCUGCUCCCCAGCAGGCCUCCCUCCUCCUGGACGCCUUGUCCUCUCGAAGGCAGCUGUGGCUCCCCUGGACGCGGGCACGGACCCAGGAGAGGCCUUCUUCCAGUACAGCCCCGGGAAGCUGCGGGGCAGCCAGUACAAGCGGAUGAUGACCAAGGAGGAGCUGGAGGAGGAGCAGAGGAUUGAGCUGACCUCUGACCUCACUUCCCUGUAGCAAGCUCCCUAGGUCCUGAGCCACAAUAUCCUUGCAAAUCCUGUUGGGUGCAGAAGGAGCAGCUGGCGGCCAUCUUCAAGCUCAUGGAGGACAACAAGGACACGUUCGGCGAGAUGUCCCGCGGCGACGUGCAGGAGCAGCUCCGGCUCUACGACAUGUAGCUGCCCCUUCGCCGCGCGGCCCCAUCGCCGUGCGUGCAGCCGCCUGGCCGACCAGCCCUGUCACUCCCAGCUUCCAUCCACGGACGGAGAGCGUCCCACGUGCAGAUCUGCUCAGUCCUCCAGCCUCCGUGCUGGUACGGGAGCCAGGACUGUGGUCUCAGGGGAGAAAGGCCUGGCUCCUCCAGCUGCUCCACAGUAACCCUCUAGGCCCCAGCUGUUCCACAGGUAAAUCUAUGAGGCCCCAGCUGCUCCACAGUAACCCUCUCAGACUGUCUCUGCUCCUGACUGAGCCCUCCACGCAGCCCCAGGGCGGGCGUGGCCCAGGAGGGUGAGCUGAAGGCUCAGCUCCCAGGACACGUGUGGUGGAAGGGUCCCUGGUGCUGGGAAAGUUGCGUAUCAGGGCCCGUGGCCUGCAUGUCCAGUCUGGUAACAUAACACUCUCACUGCCUUAGAAGGACUUCUGGAAGCUUCUGUAACUAUGGAAGCAAGCAGUGGGGGAGCCCUCUCAGCAAAAAGGCUAGUUCAUCCCCACCGUCCCUCUGGAACAAAGCCGCGGUCUCAGGGUGAAGCCCUCCCGGCAUUUCCCUGGCGGAGCCUGGGACUCACUGUAGUGUCACUCAGUAAGCACCUCACAGAGCUAAGUAAGCACCUCACAGAACUAAGUAAGCACCUCACGGAGCACCGAGAACCACGCCGGACACAGCAGAUGGACACACGUACCUGGCCUGGCGCCUGCCUGCGGGGGGAAGCUCGGUAGAGAAGACAGGCAGGGCACAGGGAGGCCUCCCCAGGCAGCGCUCAAUAAAGUCAAUAAAACCUAAUAAAAUCUCAGAACACUGUCCGGGACCCCUCACCAAGCCACCCGUUUCUGUGAGGAGCGUUUCAGAGCCAAGUGAGUGAGGAAGAACCCAUAAUGUUCUUAUGUUUUUUAUCUGCUGGAAUAAAGCGAAGCCCACACACAGAA